Sphenostylis stenocarpa is the source of this 1896-nucleotide messenger RNA. The record is from the annotation of a GenBank genome assembly. Lineage: Eukaryota; Viridiplantae; Streptophyta; Magnoliopsida; Fabales; Fabaceae.
AUGUUUUUUGUUGGGAUCAUGAUCAUGAUCAUGGUCAAACAUAGACCUUGGGCAGUGCUUUUGUUCACCAUGUCUAUGUUUAUAUUUCUAUUCAUCUCGUCUCUCAAUCGCGUUUCUGGAGAAGACCCUCUUGAUAUAUACUGUCCGAGUGAAUUCCCAUUGUACGACCUCAAUAGUUCGUUCCAUAACAACCUCAACCUGGUUCUGGGGUUGCUUUCUUCCGACAACGCUUCGGAGGGUGGUUUCUACAGCACAUCUGAAGGAGAAGAGCCAAACAAAGUGUAUGGGCAAUCACUGUGCAGAGGGGACGUCACCAACUCCACGGUUUGCAAAGAGUGCAUUGAGAAAGCAAGCCAAGAUGUGAUGAAUAGUUGCAGAAGUGAAAAUGCAAUGAUAUGGUAUAACCUUUGCCAAGUACGCUACUCCUUUCAGAAUUUUGAUGUCGUGGCUUACACUGGGAAGUAUCCGAAGCAGAAUUAUGAGGAGAAGAAUGUCUCUGAUCCAACCCGAUUUAGGGAAUACUUGACUUUUUUAAUGAACAAUCUCUCAAACGAGGCUGCUUUCAAUCCUGGGAGGAACAUGUUUGCGGCUGGGGAAGUUGACUAUCCUGGGAACAAGACAAUUUAUGGGUUGGUCCAAUGUACGAGGGACAUGUCCCCCACAGGUUGUAGUAGUUGUUUCAGUUCCGCCUUCACAGAACUUACUACAUGUUGUUCCUACAGAGAAGGUGGGAUUAUUCUUAGUCGUACUUGCAAUAUGAGGUUCCAGUUGUCUCAGUUCUUCAAUGCUUCUUCUGCAUAUCGUCUGGUUUACCCAACUUCCACAGGAUGGAAAUGGAAGACGUGGAUGUUUGUGUUGAUUAUAUGUGGGUCAAUUUUUACAUUGGCACUUGUUAUUGGGCUUAUUGGGCUGGGCAUUGCUUGCUUCCGAGGAAAGAAAGAUAGAGACCAAGAUGAAGAAAUAAGUGAAAGAACGCUAUUAGAAGAGUUGACUACCCCCAGGCAUGUAGCAGUCACACAAGAAGGUGACUUGAUUAGUUCCGAAGAACUGUUGUUCAUGACUUUAGCUUCCAUCAGGGUCGCUACAGAUGACUUUUCUGAUACAAAUAAGCUGGGGCAAGGAGGGUUUGGUGCAGUGUACAAGGGUGUUCUGCCAGAUGGUAAUGAAAUAGCAGUUAAAAGAUUGUCGAGAAAAUCUUGGCAAGGCAUAGAGGAAUUUAAAAAUGAAAUCGUGUUGAUUGCCAAACUUCAACACAAGAAUUUGGUGAGGCUGUUAGGUUGUGCCUUGGAUGGAGAAGAAAAGUUACUCAUAUAUGAAUUCAUGUCAAACAAAAGCCUUGAUCAACUUAUCUUUGAUCAAGAAAAACGUUCAAAACUUGAUUGGAAGACAUACUACGGUAUUAUCAGUGGCAUAGCGAGAGGACUACUUUAUCUCCACGAGGAGUCUCGCCUUAAAAUCAUUCACAGAGACCUAAAGCCAAACAAUGUCUUGCUAGACCACGAGCUACUUGCCAAAAUAUCAGAUUUUGUGGAUAUAUGGCUCCGGAGUAUGCAAUGGAAGGAUUGUUCAGUGUUAAAUCGGAUGUGUUCAGCUUUGGCGUGGCGACUGUGGAACGAAGGAAAAGAAUUGGACUUUGUGGAUCCAGUGGUGUUGGAAUCAGGCCUGGGCUCUGAAGUUGUAAGAUGCAUGCACAUUGGGCUUCUGUGCGUGCAGGAAAAUCCGGAACAUAGGCCCACCAUGUCCAAUGUGAUGCUUCUCCUGGGAAGUGAAUCAGUGGGUCUUCCCCAACCAAAACAACCUGCUUUUGCUCUGAGUAGGGUGCUUCAUCUCGAUCCAUCUACGACAACCAAUCCUUCAGACAAGGAGAUUGUAUUUUCUGAUAUUUUACCUCGAUGA